AUGAAGGCUUUGGAGUUCCCGCUAGCGGAGAUACCGAUUCCAUUCAAGUACCAGUUGGCGGCCAAGCGAAACAGGCCUCUUGGAAAUAGCAAGCGCCGGCACGAUGUUGAUGGGGGUGCGGAUCGGAAGCGGAUGAAGAUAUGUCUGGAUGAUAUGCAGGAUGGAGUUGGGCGUACUCCCAGUAGUCUGGAGGUAUUGGUGCGGGCUACGAAUACUCCAAAUGAGACAGACAUUAAUGACAAGUCGUUGUGCUCGACUGAGGAUGGGACGUGUGACAAUAUUAGUAUGUUGUCAGCGCCUCCAACAGCAGUUGUGAGUAACACUUCAUCUAACCCAGCUGUAUCAACUAUUCCACCGACUAGUGUUGAUACAACAGGUGCAAACGCUAAUGUUGCAGUUUCUACACCGUCUACGGUGUCGAAUCCAAAAGUAACUACAGGUUUAGUAACUUCUGGUUCAGCUAAUGAAAGUAAUGUUAACAACUCCAUGGCUGUGGAUACUGCUGCAGAGAGUGGUAUAAUGUUAGAUGACGGGGCUCUACCGUUAUCACCAAUAGCGUCCACUCCAGGUUCAGCAUCCCCAAUACUCAAGUCUAUGGACCUCAUUGAAGAAUACAAAGAUAAAGAACGAGCUGAAACUGAGAGACUUCUGGCAACAAUCAAAGCCAGUCUAGGAGCAGUUAACAUGAACCACUUGAUUUAUAGUCUUCUAUCCGGAAUGCAUAGAAGCGAAUUAUCUGAUAUUUCAACGCUUUUGAGAGAUAAUCUUAAGAGAGAUUUUGUUACAUCUUUACCAUUGGAGAUUACCUUAAAGAUAUUAAACAAACUACCAUUUGAGUCGAUAAGCAAUUGUUUACAAGUAUCAAAAAGCUGGAACAGAUUGAUUAACGGAACACCGGCAUUAUGGAAGCAUCUAUUACUGUCAGAAAGUUUUGUCUCUAAGGAUUCGUUUGACAAAAAAUACCCUGUUGAGAAUAACAAGUUAGAUCCACCAUUUGAUAACGAUUCAAGAUAUCGCCAGGACUUUUUGAUGAAUUGCAGCAUAUUGCAAAACUGGUAUAAUCCUGAUUUUAUACCCCAAAGAACUACACUAAAAGGUCACAUGACCAGUGUUGUGACAUGCUUGCAGUUUGAAGAUAACUAUGUUAUUACUGGUGCCGACGACAAGAUGAUAAGAAUAUAUGAUUCCAUAACAAAGAAAUUUCUCAUUGAGCUAAGCGGGCAUGAUGGUGGUGUCUGGGCGUUAAAAUAUGCUGGAAACGGAAUUUUGGUUAGCGGGUCUACCGAUAGAAGCGUCCGGAUCUGGAAUAUUCAUUUAGGGAAAUGUACACAUGUCUUUAAAGGUCACACUUCAACUGUCAGAUGUUUGGACAUAGUUGAGCAUGAAGGUGUGAAGUACAUCGUUACUGGUUCUAGAGAUAAUACUCUGCAUAUAUGGAAAUUACCCCAGAUGAGCGAUAGUAAUAUAGACGAAGGUAUGCCAAACGUUUAUAGUAAUAACGGACCAUUAUUUUUCCACUCUCCAGAGGAAAACCCAUAUUUUGUUGGAGUAUUACGUGGGCAUAUUGCGUCUGUAAGAACUGUUUCUGGUCACGGAAGAAUUGUCAUAAGUGGUUCCUAUGACAAUAAUCUGAUCGUUUGGGAUAUCAUACAGAUGAAAUGUUUGUAUAUUUUAAUGGGGCAUACGGAUCGUAUUUAUUCUACAAUUUAUGACUAUAAGCGCAAUAGAUGCAUAUCCGCAAGUAUGGAUUCGACCAUCAAAAUAUGGGACUUGCAAAACAUUUGGAACAAUGGGGAAUGUGUAAAUGUUACAAACGCUACUGUUCCUUGUACAAAAAUAACUGGGCCAAUGAUGACACUACAAGGACAUACUGCUCUGGUAGGAUUAUUAAAGCUUUCUGACAAAUUCCUGGUAAGCGCAGCUGCAGAUGGUUCUUUGCGUGGUUGGGAUUCUUCUGAUUAUUCCCGUAAGUUUGCUUAUCAUCAUAAUAACCUGAGUGCUAUUACAACAUUUUACAUGACUGACAAUAUACUUGUGAGUGGAUCUGAAGGUCAAUUUAACAUUUAUAACUUAAGGACAGGUAAAUUGAUUCACUCUAAUAUACUCAAUGAUGCAGAUCAAAUAUGGUCCGUUAAUUUCAAGGGUAAUAUUUUGGUAGCUGCUGUUGAGAAGGAUGGACAAAGUUUUGUUGAAAUUUUAGAUUUUUCAAAGAAACAAGUUACGUUCUCAUCCGCAUUGCACAAUGAGAAUCAAGUUGAGUGUGUAACUGAUUCUAGUUCUUCGUCUUUACCUUCGGCAGACCUGUCUACUUCGUUGCCUGAUAGACCGUAUAGCUCCGGAAGCACCUAUAGUUAUAGUUCAAAUGCUAUAGUCAGCUCAUCUGAAUAA
This is a messenger RNA of Nakaseomyces glabratus, 2388 nucleotides long. It is a transcript of the gene CDC4, whose product is annotated as SCF ubiquitin ligase complex subunit CDC4. The record is from RefSeq and is a predicted model, not a curated record. Lineage: Eukaryota; Fungi; Ascomycota; Saccharomycetes; Saccharomycetales; Saccharomycetaceae. Gene Ontology annotation, molecular function: protein binding.